Molecule: messenger RNA, 1416 nt
Organism: Arxiozyma heterogenica
Lineage: Eukaryota; Fungi; Ascomycota; Saccharomycetes; Saccharomycetales; Saccharomycetaceae
Gene: CTF13
Product: Ctf13p
Exons: 1
Coding region: 1-1416 (471 amino acids)
Source: RefSeq, a predicted model, not a curated record
AUGAGUUAUCAUUUUGAUGUUGAAACUUUUCUGAAAUUACCAACAGACAUUAGAAAAUAUGUCUAUUAUCAUUUAGAUGGAUCAUUGAUAUCACUCAAGCCACAUGCUUUACAAGAAGUUGAAUUCUUGAGUAAACGACAAAAAAGAAGAAGAAAAGUGCUAUACAAUUUUAUGUACCCAGUAUUUAAACCAUAUUUGAAAAACUUUAUAUAUGAUUCUGAUUUCAUUUAUAAAUGGUUGGAAUUGGCUCUUUGGUUUCGGUAUGACUCGAUUGUAUUGGACUGUUUAAGGCUAAAUCAAUUAUAUGAGGGUACUCUAUUGGGUCCAAUAGAUAUUAUAACUUUGGAUGGUCAUUUACAGUUUGCUUUCUUUGAUAAGGAACAGUCCUUUUUACAAGUUUGGUAUUCAAAAAGAGAUUAUCAAAAUAUGGUUAUGAAUCGAUAUUUUGCGUAUGAUAAAUAUAAGCCCGACACUGAUUGUAAUUUUAUUAGAUUAAAUCUUGAAGUUUUACCUGAAUCAAUGAUAACCGCCACUUUAACAAACCUUUUGAAAAAACAAUAUUUUUUAUUUAUUAACCAUAUUGAAUUCGCAGAAGAAAAGAUAAACUAUUUGCAGAAUCUUUAUCGCGAUGAUGAUGAUGAAGAUGAUGAUGAUGAGGAUAAUAAAAUAGUUCAAAAUAAUAGUUCAAAAAGAAGAAAACGCAAGCUGUUAAAUAAUAACACUAAUAAUUUUAAUAAUAAAAGGGGUAAGUUUUCAGUAAGUUCUCACAUUCAAAUGGUAGUAAAUAAUAUUAAAUCGAUGAGAAAUAUCCAAGUCAUAUCAUGCCACGGAAAUGAUCUAUUUAAACAUUUAAUUGAUGGUAAUGCGUUUUCAAAUCGAAAUCUUAAAUCAAUACCUUCGGUAGUUAAGAAAAAGAUUCCAACGCUUCAACUUUAUCAAAUUAGCAAUAUUACAAGAAGUAAUAUAGUUGAUGUCUCCAUGUGGGAAAGUUUGAAGACUAUUGUUUUAAGUAACGUUAACAAGGUUGAUUUAAAUAUGUUGAUUCUACCACAAUCCUGUGUCUCUUUAACAAUCAAUCAUGUUAAAGUUUGUAAAUGGUGGGAUUUUGAGUCCCGUAUUAAUAGAUUAUGUAGUGAAAGGUUUAAGACUAUAGAGAUAAAAAAAAAGGUAGAUAUUGAAAGAGAUCCAAGAAUUAUGAAAUUAGAGUUGAUAGAUGAAGAUAGUAUGGAUCCUGAAUUAAUUUUUAAUUGUCAAAAACUAUUUUGGAAAAAUUUACCUGAAAUAACUGAGAUAAUAUUUUCUAAUGUGUCUAUCUUUGCCUCAGAUCAUAUGAUAAUUUUACCUAGAACUUUGUAUUUAAAUGAGAGGAUACGAUUUUAUAACUGUGGCGGGAUAAAUGAAAUGUUAUUGAUGUGA